This is a messenger RNA of Eimeria necatrix, 2169 nucleotides long. Its product is annotated as EF hand family protein, related. The record is from RefSeq and is a predicted model, not a curated record. Lineage: Eukaryota; Apicomplexa; Conoidasida; Eucoccidiorida; Eimeriidae.
AUGGAGCCGCGGCCGGAGCGCAUAACGCGGGGGCGUAUGUACACCCCGCUGCGGCAGGUGUCUCCAGGGGACGAGGAGGACUUGGAGUUGCUGUCGCGGGAGUACCCGUCGACAGCAGCAGCAGCAGCAGCAGCAGCAGCAGCAGCAGCGGACCCGCGCAGCCUGCCGUCGAAGGACGCCGCAGCAGCAGCCAUUCUGCACGCCACCCACCACGGAGACAGUCUCCGGGGGGCCCUCGAAGUGGAGACUCCCCUGGACUCCCAGGGGUCUCGGCGGGACUCGGGGCCCCUGCGGAGUUUGGGGACGACUGUGGGGCCCCCCGCGUUCACAGCAGCAGCAGCAGCAGCAGCAGCAGCAGCGCGGGGCCGCCGCUCGGCGUCGCUGUCGGAGAGCGUGCGGGGGCCCCCCCCCGAGGAGGGGGGCCCCCCCAGCGACUGGCGGGGGGCCCCCCCCCCGGGGGGGGGGCCCCCCCCAGCGACUGGCGGGGGCCCCCCGGGGGCCCCCCGGGGGGCCCCCCCGGGGGCCCCCCCGAGCCGGGGCCCCUGCAGCCGCAGGGGCAGCUGGGGACGGACUUCAUGCGAAACGUGCCGCAAGUGCCGGGGAUCCCGCAGAACUGCGGGGGGCAGCACUUUGUUCAGCCUGUUGGGGCUGCUGCUGUUCCUGCUGCUGUGCUGCAGCAGCGUGCUGCAGUGGUGGAAAGAAGCAGUUUUUGCAGAAGAGGUGACCCUGGAGCCGGAAAAGGAUGUCAGUCUGAACCUUAAGAACUGCGGGGUGGCCUUCAGGGCCUCGGGGGGCCCCCGGAGCUUCCUGCGGGUGCGGGCCUGGCUGCAGGAGCGCGCAGCGAGCCAGGCGGGGGCCCCCGUGCUGCGGAGGGGCCCCCAGGGGCAGCUGCAGGUGCUGCUGCACAUGGGGAACUUCGACCCGUGGCACAAGUGCUCCGUGGACUUCUUCCUGGCCCCUGGCUUUCGCUUCGGGGCCCUCGCGCUGCUCUUCGCCCCCGCAGACCGCUACAUCUCCGUUUCCGCACAAGUCCCCCUCAGGGGGGCCUCCGUCUUCGUGGAGGCUUUCCACGCCUAUGUGCAGCUUCGCUCUGUGGAGGCCCGGGCCAUGAGCUUCACUCUGAGUGCGGGCCAUUUGUACUUGGAGUUAGACGGGCCUGCUGCGGCCUAUGGCCGCAGCCCCAUAGCCAUAGUGUCCCGCACAGCCCAAGUCCACGUGGUGUCGCAGUACCCGCUGAGUCUGGCCAUGAGCGCGGAGACCGCGGCCGCGAGCCUCUUCAGGGCCUCCGGCAGCGUCCGCGUCGCGCUCCCCAGCAGCAGCAGCAGCAGCAGCAGCAGCAGCAGCAGCAGCAGGGAGGCGCGGGCGCUGCUGCAGCCGGCGGACGUGGCCGCGCUCUUCGCGGGCCUCAUGAGCCUCCAGCUGGACAUAGACGCAGAAGAGUCUGCAGUCUAUGCCACCGCCAGGGGGGCCCACGAAGACCCCGAGUGGCCCAUGCACACCUGGGCCGGAGUGGACCAGCAGCGGAAGCCCCACCUGGACCACUACUCGCUGCUGCGGGUGCGCAGCGCGCUGCAGUGGCUGCGCGAAGACCCCGCGGCCCCCUGGAUCAUACGGGUGGACCAGGCUGGUCUGGACCACCCGGGCAGCUGGCGAGUCCUCAGCAGCAACGCCUACCUCCGCUCUGUUUACUGGUUCGUGCUGCUGUCGGGGGGGAUGCUGCAGCCGCGGGUGCUGCACCUCCCGCUGCAGACCCGCGGCCUCUUCUGCCGCGGCCACAUUGACCAGCAAGAUGAUGUUCUCCCAGACAUCAUCACUUCUUCCGAAGACUCGCUCCUCCAGUCCCUCCUUUCCUUCCUCUGGCCCACCCAAAACGUCAAGUCCAUCAGCCAGCGCCCCGGCCGCUUCCUCGAACCCGCAAACCCCCCGCAGGGGGGCCCCCAGGGGGGGCCCCAGGGGGGCCCCCAGGGGGGGCCCCAGGAAGGGGCCCCAAACAGCAGCGCGGACCCGCCCCACGCGCAACACGCAGCUGCAGCAGCUGCAGCAGCAGCAGCAGCAGCGGCAGCAGCGCCCGCAGCACUCGUGCCGCCCCCCACCGCCUACGCCGACGCGGACGCGCAGGGACCCGAUCCCGCAGCCCCAGUGAGUCCUCCUAACAUCUCCAAACCCUAA